AUGGACGAGUUCUACCGCCCCCAGCCCCAGCGGGGCGAAUCGCAAAUGGCGCCCUCCUUUGUCAACAGGAGCGGUCCCUCCCUACCGCGCCGAUUCACCGCAGAAUCGGGCCAUGUACCAACACUAUCAUCCUUUAUACCUGGUUCCCAGCGCCCACCCGAGCCCAUCGAGUUUGCUGCUACUCCUGCUGCGACUCUCCACAAGGUUCAGCUGUUAGAAAAGAAGAGACAGGAAUACGAACGAAUCCGAGAGAGCAAGCGGCGGUUCGAAGCCGAGCUCUCUAAACUAGACGCUCAGCAGCGUCAGGAAGAGCGCGAACUCGCACAGAUGGCAGAGGAUCUGCAGAUAGGCAGAUUCGCCGGCCACCAGUCCGAGCCGACCACACCCCCCGAAUAUCGCGAUGCCUCAAGAGGCUUUCCCUCCAUGUUUUCCCGCCCGAACCGGCACUCGACCGGCCUCGUCAACCGUGGAACCCGCUCCUUGCUCACAUCUCCACCGUCGGGGAUGCUGCCCAUGCGGUUAGCCUUUGAUGACCAACUGCCGACACGCUCAGGUCCAGGCUCACGAAGGAACAGUGACGAAGAUGAGAAGGAAGAGGCUGUGCGCCAGGAUCCCACCAGCCAUCGUUCCACCAAAGCCCGUUGCGGUUUUUGUGAUGGGGCCGGAGAAGAGAUCAUAAGCCCCUCAAAUCUACUGUAA
Molecule: messenger RNA, 699 nt
Organism: Neurospora tetrasperma FGSC 2508
Lineage: Eukaryota; Fungi; Ascomycota; Sordariomycetes; Sordariales; Sordariaceae
Exons: 4
Coding region: 1-699 (232 amino acids)
Source: RefSeq, a predicted model, not a curated record